Molecule: messenger RNA, 1074 nt
Organism: Thermothielavioides terrestris NRRL 8126
Lineage: Eukaryota; Fungi; Ascomycota; Sordariomycetes; Sordariales; Chaetomiaceae
Exons: 2
Coding region: 1-1074 (357 amino acids)
Source: RefSeq, a predicted model, not a curated record
AUGGCCUGGACCGAGACAGAGCCUGGCCUUUGGCAGAGGCCAGUCGGUGAAAAUGAGUCCAUGAUCAAGAUGAUCGGAGAUGCGGGUCAAGCCUCGGGCAAGGAUGUGUGGUCCAUCUCGGCAACGGCAUGCUUCACUGCCUCAGUUGAGCCCAAGCCCCUGGCCCAGGCUCUCCGCGAUGGAUGGGCAGCCCUCCGCUUCUGGCACCCAUCGAUUGCCACGACUGCCGAUGGCGACACGUUACACUACCGCGUCCCUGAUGUCCAGCAGCUAACCCAUUGGUUGGACGAAACCUUCACCGUGCUGCAAGGCGAAUUGACCGUCGACCACAUUCUGGGCACGCUUCCACCGCGACCACUCGCCUGCUGCUACUACCUGGAGCAUGACGGGGCAGUGAUACUGCACCUCUCGCAUUGGCGCACUGAUGGCAUCGGGGCCUUUCACCUCCUGGGAGCCUUGUUCAACGCAACCGUGCAGCACCUGCGGGAUGACCCCUACCGGUUGCCCUGGGGCGACGAGACAGUUCGACUCGUUCCCGGCGUCGAGGAAGCCCUGAAACUGCCGACUGAACCAACCGAGGCCAUCCACACGGCGACAAGCAUGUAUCUGAGUACCUUGGGCUUUGCCAAAGGGGCGUUGGGGAUCACACGGCCGCUCGACCUUGGAGAUGAGCUGGAGCCGAUGGCGGCCACGAAGGCGACCAGGCUGCCCACUCUCUCGUUCUCCCCAGACCAGACGGCAGAGUUGCUAUCGGCAUGCUCCCAGCGCGGCCUGCGAUUUGAGUCGGCCCUGCACGCCUCCGUGACGGCCGCAGCCUGCUCUGUCGAGGGACCCACGGCAGCAUCGGACCAGAAGCACCAUACAACCACCCUGCGCCACAGCCUCCGGCCGCAUCUUCCCGCACCGUAUCACGGCGAGGCUGGCGCCGCGGGGCUUUACACGGCCGGCUACUUUGUCAAAGUGCCGACCACGCAGUCCUGGCUGGACAACGCCCUCUACUACGAGUCCGAGUACGCCAAGGGCCCGACCCCGGAGCUUUUGCGCUCUCGCCGAUGGGCGAUGGCUGCAGGUUGA